This is a messenger RNA of Mus caroli (Ryukyu mouse), 1418 nucleotides long. Its product is annotated as olfactory receptor 8G17-like. Gene Ontology annotation, cellular component: membrane. Lineage: Eukaryota; Metazoa; Chordata; Mammalia; Rodentia; Muridae. Gene Ontology annotation, biological process: G protein-coupled receptor signaling pathway. Gene Ontology annotation, molecular function: G protein-coupled receptor activity; olfactory receptor activity. The record is from RefSeq and is a predicted model, not a curated record.
UCUACAGCUUAUGGUACCAAGAAGACUCCGUUUCUGCAGCAAGGGUGGAGAACUGAAGGCCAAUGGUUGCCCUCUCUGCAUCGUGGGAUGACAGGUCUUCAGCUGAGUCUCCGAUGUCUAGUUGAUGGUGCUCCCCAAGUCCCUGUCGACUGUCCUGUGGGUCAGGAAAAACUGGUGCUUGAACAGGUACCCCACGGGGUCACAGAGGAGAACACAAUGCUCAUCAUUGGAGGGUAGGUAGGCCUACCAGCUCAUCUACAGAAGCUCCUGACAGCAGCUUUGGUUCGGAAUGAUACCAUGGUACAACCAGCCUUGAGACAGUCCUGGAGAGCAUAGUGAAGCACAGAUCUUAGGAUAAUUAAGGUGCAGCCCCCCGUGAAGCAAUAACAAAACAAAUGCUGGACCAGGGAUUCCUGCCAAGACAAAUAUUAGGAAAACAAGCACAAGACAUAAAAGAACGUUUGAAGAAUCUGCCUGAGAACAUGGAAAAAGGCAAUCACUCUACAGUGACCAAAUUCUUCCUCUCUGGCUUAACAGACCAACCAGAGCUGCAGCUGCCACUCUUCCUCCUCUUCCUUGGAAUCUACCUGCUCACAGUGCUGGGGAACCUGGGCAUGAUCAUCCUGAUCCUGCUCAGCUCACACCUGCACACCCCCAUGUACUUCUUCCUCAGCAGUCUGUCCUUCAUUGACCUCUGCCAAUCUACUGUCAUUACCCCAAAAAUGCUGGUGAAUUUUGUGAUGGAGAAGAAUGAAAUCUCCUACCCUGAGUGCAUAACUCAACUUUGCUUCUUUGUCAUUUUUGUUGUUUCAGAAUGUUUCAUGCUGGCUGCAAUGGCAUAUGAUCGCUAUGUUGCCAUCUGUAGCCCCCUGCUUUAUAGUAGCAUCAUGUCUCAACAUAAGUGCUUUUCUCUUGUUUUAGGAGUUUACAUUAUAGGCAUAGUUUGUGCAUCAGCUCAUGUAGGGUGUAUAUUUAGAGUUGAUUUCUGCAGAUUUGAUGUGAUUAACCAUUAUUUCUGUGAUCUUAUUUCUAUCCUUAAGCUCUCAUGUUCUAAUAUUUUUGUGAAUGAGCUUGUAAUUCUAAUUUUUAGUCUAAUUAAUACCAUUUUCCCAACCCUGACCAUCCUCAUUUCUUAUACUUUCAUCAUUAUCAGCAUCCUGCGGAUUAAAUCUACUGAGGGAAGAUCCAAAGCCUUUAGUACCUGCAGCUCUCACAUCUCAGCUGUUGCUGUCUUUUUUGGUUCUGCUGCAUUUAUGUAUCUGAAACCAUCAUCUUCAAGCUCCAUAGAUGAGGGAAAAAUAUGUUCCAUAUUCUAUACCAUCUUUGUGCCUAUGCUCAACCCCCUAAUCUAUAGUCUGAGGAACAAGGAUGUCAAUAUUGCUCUGAAGAAAAUAAUAGAAAGAAGAUCAUUUUUCUGA